CCUGGGCCGUGAUCCACGAUCCGGUCCCGUAUUGACCGCAAAUUGUGGCGCGCAGCCCUCUGCUGGUUACCAUCAACAGCUACGUCAAUGCCCAAGGUCCCAAACCAUCCAUCCAUCCAUCCAUCCAUAUGGAAUGUGAGAAAUUCAAUGCCGUUUGCUCUCUUCCCUGUCGCUGUUUCCUAUGCAGGUGGUGCUGCACAACUCUCCGCAGAUGGACUCCCCUCAGUAGAAAGUAGCCAGCAUGGUGAGCAAACGCAUCCAUCAUCGACGCUGCCUUGAUGUUGCCUGAUGUUGUGUGCAGGAGCCUCCGAUCAAUGGCAAUCACUACCGCCUCGUUAGCCGGAGCGGCCGACAGCCCAACAAUGACGGACCGGUGCGUCAGAUCCCUCCCUCCGUCAGUCCCAUGCGUUGUGUGUGUCAGGCUCAGGAUCGCAUCGCGCGUGAGACCCUGCUGUCCAUCUACGGCUACAUACCCCCCUGGGCCGUCACCCGCGUCGCACCCAACAAGCGCGUCCUCUCGUCCACCCCGCCCCUCUACGACCACUUUGACAUCGACUGCUCCGACGAGACAACGCGUGGUGUGUGGGAGCGGCUGCCCAGCAGACUGGCGCGCAAGUGGGGUGCCAUGGCGAGGAACCUGAAGCAGGUGACGGUGCGAUACCCACACUGUCACCUGCGCGACGGUGACGAGGGUGACGAUUGGUGCCAGUGCACCUGGGUGAGUGUGAUCGAGGCGCAUGCGACUGCGCGCGAGGCCCACAACAAGAAGCACGACAAGGACAAGGAGGGCGGCGCCCAGGGACCGGCCGGGGAGCAGCAGGGAGGGUCCCUCCACACCAUCACCUUCGAGAAGGUCGAGCUGACCAACGAUGAGUUCCGUGCCCUCGACUGGCAGGAUCCUCGGUCCCUGAUUUUGCGCCGCCCUUUGAGGUCCGUCACCCUCUCUGGCCUCAAGAGCAUCCGUGGUCUCCGACAUGCGCACUGCACGCUGAUCGACGAGCGCGGCUGGGCCAUGCCAUCGCUAGAGCGUGCGGAGGGCCACGCGUGUGGGAGCUUCAUCCGCACAUCCGGCAGCCUGACGGACCUGGAGGUGCGGACGAGCCCCACAGGGCUGGCUAACUUCUUAGGGGUUGUGCCGGUGCCGGCUGAGGGGCAGCGCUCGAGGUUGGCGGGCCUCCGGACACUGGGAGUCAUUCGUAGAUAGCCACGGAUUCGAGUCCCCGUUCGUCGGGGCUUCAUGAGGGGGGCUUCGAUGAGGGGAAGUUGGUGCACGGCAUCGAUCGCUUGAAGGUAGGUACGGGGAAAUAAAUUACAGAAGGGAUCCAUGGAGGAAUGGACCCUGUGCUGUCCCUGUCGAUCUCGCUGUCAGGAUGUGCUGCACCGUCACAAGAUCCGCUCUCUAACGGAGAUCAAGGCUGCCGUGCCUGUCGUCCACCGCGCCGUCAACACUUCCAAGCUGCUCGCCUUCGUGCAGGCUCUCGAGGCGCUCGAGGCGUCCCUCACACCAGCCACCUCGACCAACACCACCACCACCAGCAUCAGCACGGCAUUCGCCAGGCCACUGCAAAUGGUGCUGGUCAACCGACUCACUGUCAAGACGAUGCGCAUCUCCCUCCCCCUGGAUCGGCAGUCCGCCUUCCCAUCCCCACUCUUCGCGGCCGCGGUGAGACACAUUGCCAGGAGGGCCGAGUCGGUCAUCUGGGACGUCGACCGGGCACACGUGGCCGCCCUCACCACGCCCACCACAGCCGAGAAGGAGCUCAUGGCCGCCCUGCGAUUCGACAAGGCCACCACAGUGAAGUUGCGGGGUGGCGGUGGGACACUCGCAUCCACCGCCGCCCUGCAUGACCUCUCGCCCGACGCAUUUCCCGCCACGAAGCUGGUCAUCGACACUCGUGGGGGCUGUGUCACUGCUGCGAGCAUCUUGGCAUCCAAGAUGCCGUGUGUGCGUGAUGUGAGACUGGGGGUGAGUGCUGGGGAGGGGGGCUCGGGAGUGUUGGCUGAGGGGGAGGUGGUAAGCAUCUUGAGAUCGAUAGGUGGGAAGAGGCGGCUGGCUAGUCUGGUGGUUCGAGGUGUUGUGUUGGGGGAAGGGGGGCUGAUGUGGGGGGAAGGGGGGCAUGAAUUAGAGAUAGAGGACCUGGAAGUGCACAUAGACGGUGAGUGGGCACCUGUAACAUAGAUAGACAUGGACAAAGUGUUGUGUGCGGCUGUAUUGCAGGUUUCGCUCUCCCUCCCUGGGACAAAGUGUUGUGUGAGGCUGGACCGUGCAGUGAAGCCGCUGUCACGUCAUUCGUCUCCAGCGUGCCGUCUCUGCUCCAGCUGCGAGGCAUGCGCGUGCUCAGGAUCAUGGUCAGCGGCAGAGACCUGCAGGAGAACUCUGCCAGGGCCAUGUGGCUUGCGCUUCGAGGGCAUUUCCCCGAGGUGUACAGGAACGAGGUGGACGGCUUCAACGUCACAUGGAGCCAGAAGCCGCGCGUUCUUCACUUGACGUACGAUGACGGCUUCGGCUUCAGAUGGGGCGGGGACUGGGUGUACGAGACGACAGUGACUGCGAGACGCAUCGACACCUAGACCACAAGGUCGGUCAGACAACAAAGGCCAUGCCAGGCACCAUGGGAACAUGUGUGUCUGUGUGAUGAUCAGAUAGAUUGGUUGGCGGGCGGGGAGGCCGUCUCUUGUCAUGGAUGGCCUGUCUGCCUGCAUGUCUGCAUGAUGAAAUGAUGAAUGUUGCGACGUUAGAGUGACGCGCGGGAGACACCGAUGGAUGCAGACGUCCCCGUGUAGACGACCACAUUCACCAGGCAGAGAAACACAACGGGAGGAAG
Messenger RNA from Vitrella brassicaformis, 2825 nucleotides. The record is from the annotation of a GenBank genome assembly. NCBI's taxonomy places the organism in Eukaryota, Vitrellaceae.